This is a messenger RNA of Daphnia magna, 3155 nucleotides long. RefSeq lists its product as uncharacterized. Gene Ontology annotation, biological process: regulation of transcription by RNA polymerase II. Lineage: Eukaryota; Metazoa; Arthropoda; Branchiopoda; Diplostraca; Daphniidae. The transcript has 5 exons. Gene Ontology annotation, cellular component: ESC/E(Z) complex. The record is from RefSeq and is a predicted model, not a curated record. Bases 150 to 1622 code for a protein of 490 amino acids.
CAUCAGUGGUGUCCAGCAAAAGCAAUUACUUGCAGGGAGCACCUCUCUUUCCACGUUGUCGCCGUCAUUUCCUUGUAAUACCAGCCUGAUGCGGCGUCGCAGAUAUAGUGAUUCCGCGUCACCAGAAAUCUUCCACCAUCCUAAUUUAGAUGGCUUUUGUGCACGAGGUCGUGGGAAGCGCAUCCGUCGCCUAUCCGGAGAACCAAUUUCAAAUCACAACAAUGAUUCCUUUCAAAAUUACUGGGGCCCAUCAGAGAAUCAUCAAUGGAACGGUGCACGGCGUAGCGUCUAAUCUGGAGUGGCUUGCUUUAAUUUGGAAGAAUAAUGGAUGCAAUGUUGUUUGUCCAGAUACCAAACAAACUCGUAAGCAACCACUUUCAUCAAACCAACGUCAAUCGUGGCCACUAGCUAAACAUCUUCACCAAAAGAGUGGUCAGCUGAAAAUAACGGAAUUCUUCUCAACUCAAGUGAAACAACAUUGGAAUUAUUCCAGAUUUUCAAGUGUAGAUAACAAGGGUGUCAAACUUCCGGUUGGUCUAUGCAAUUCCAAUUGGCGUUUAUCAGGAUCUCGUGUCGCCAUCGUCUCUGUUGCUCAGGUCAACCGUCAUAGCGACGAAGGUUCUUUUAAUCCACAUACCCCUAACGAUAGUGUAGGUUUUGAAAAGCCUAUGCCUGCCAGCCGGCCACUGGAUUUUGGUUUCCCAGCCAAGACGUCUGGUCCUGCUCCGAUCCGCUUCCCCAUUCAUCAGGUCCCCUCGUGCCAUAAAAGUGAUGCCUCUUUGCCUAUUGGUGUUGGCGUGGUGCAGUGUCAGUGGCAGCACUGCAAAUUCAGAUUGACGCCAGGACAAUCACUUCUAGAGCAUAUUCAAAAUAUACACGUAGUUUCUCAUGCCUCAAGACCAGUUUCUCUAUCCAAAUGGGGUGACUCCGAUGCAGCUGCGGAAACGACUGCUGGUGCAACAUCUUGCGACGAACUGUAUUCUUGUCAAUGGGAAGGCUGCAAAGUUCAGGGAAGACCUUCUUCUUCGAGAGCCUGGUUGGAAAGACAUGUCUUGUUGCAUGGUGGCCAUAAGCCAUUUCGCUGUAUCGUUGAUUUGUGUGAACAACGGUUUAAUUCACAGGCUGCUCUUCAACGUCACGUCAAUGCACAUUUCAACCAGGAACCUGGCCAGACUGGUAAUGGCAAUGGUAUCAAACGUGACAAUGCACCGGCUAAAGUUAUCCGCCGAAAUUCGAAGAAGCUCAAGCACCGUCGUAGCAAAGUCGCGCCAGCUCGGCUGUUUGAUUUUUUCGAUUCGGGAGUUAUGGAACGCUUACGUCAUCAACUAAUAAAUUCACGGACGACCCACAAUCAAAUUGGUGUUUCCUGUGUAACCAAUGAUCUCACGGUUCACAGCCAGGUAAUUGCGAGGCGUUUGGAUGCAAAUGGAAAAUCAAGAGUUCUUUUACGGUGGACGCCGCAAGACGUGCUGCCUGAUCAAUGGGUAUUGGAAGAAGAAGUGGUAACGCAGAAGAAUGUCUCAAUGGGCAACCUUAGCGCUGCUGUCCAAAUUAAAUUGCAUAACUUGUUGGUUCGACCUCCCGCGGGAAAGGCAGCUGCCAAACAGCGUCGCAAGCGAUAGCCUGUUAUUUCAUGUCAACUCGAGCGCUGUUGUCUGUAAUAUGAAUCUAUUUCUCUUUGGGGUUCGUGUUUCAAGCUUGAUGGUAAAUAAUCGUGUGUUUGACUGGCGUAACUACCAACGUCUGCUGCCGUUGACGUGUUGUGAGAGAAAGAGUGGGAAAAAAGUCGGUAAUAUUGUAAAGAUGUAUUGAGCUAACAUCGUCGUACUUGCAGGACACGUUCGAUCAGCUAGGCAGCUUUCAUGUGCCGUAGAUUGUUAUUUUUCAGACACUUUUUCGUCUCGACAAUGCAACAACGGAGAACAGGGUUAAAUCACCCCAGCCUUUCCAUCUUCCAUUAUUAUUUCGUUUUUAUCAUGGAAUCAAACUUUCACCGACAUUUUUUUUUUUGAAUUUUUUAUUGGUAAACAGUUACGGAUUUGUUUCUUUUGACACCCAAGUUCCAAUGUUAUACACCCUCAAAUGACUCAGUUUAAAACAGAAUGUAGGCUUUAAAAGGAGAAGCAGGAAAAUGUGCGACUGUUCGUGUAUUUGUCUGCGUGCGUGUCCUCGUUCCUGUUUGCCCGCUUCGACUUUCAAACGGCAAACAUUCCUAGUGUUUGCGAAUCACCUUUUCUCCCUCCCCUUUUCUAUACUUUCCUUUUACCUAAGACCUAGUCAACGCAAUCUUAAAUAACUUAGCCGCGUUAGUACGUAUAUGAAGUCUGUAGCACACGAAAAAUUACCCAUGAAAUUUACUCGGCGUAGUAAUAUUUUGACUCUCGGGAUUGUGUUCAUCUGUUAGUCUUUUAUGAAAGAAGACUUACGCUGUGUUUCGUAAUUAUUAUUAUUUUUUUUUUCUUUUUGCACUGCCAAUUCUCGCGUUUAUUUCAGGACAAUUGCGUUCGUACUUGCGAUUCCGAAAAGGAAAUCUGAGUUUGAAAAUGGUAAUUGAUACGUUUCAAUAGCGGUUUCGGCGCUAUGUUAUGUAAAUUGGUGCGUGCUUGCACAUUUUAAUUUGGGAAUGACAUCGUUGCGAGUUGCCAUCGCAUUUUUUCCUUGGCGCAUACCUCGUAUAAGUUUGCUCACCUUUUGUCAAAUAAUAUUAACUAUGGCAAAACAGUAACGGAUGAAACGUCGUGGCUGACAUAGACCACAUUCAUCUAAAAAUGGUGCUCGAGCAAUGACUUGAGAUCUUUCAUACGUUGUUUCAAUGAAUUGUAAUGUGAUCUCAAAAGUUCGCCAUUUUCUGUACUUAUUCAUGAAGUUCAAGACGAUUGCCUUGUAAUCGUUUCGUUUGCCUUCGUAUUGUCAAAUGUCAUUUUUUUUUUCCUCUUUUCUUUGUGGGAAACGUUGUUUUACGAGUAUCAAACGAUUUUCGGUAGGAAUCAGAAAUAAUUGUGAUGCUCUCUUGAGGUUUCCCGUAUUAUUUCUUUUGGUUUGACGAGUAAAAUAGACUACCUCAUUUCAGCACUGCCAACUGUGUAAUUUUGCCACGUCCUACGUAUUACUCAUUUUAUUGCAAGUAAGGAAAUAAAAUCAAAGACUUAGUUACA